Messenger RNA from Rhipicephalus sanguineus (brown dog tick), 3639 nucleotides. RefSeq lists its product as uncharacterized. The record is from RefSeq and is a predicted model, not a curated record. Lineage: Eukaryota; Metazoa; Arthropoda; Arachnida; Ixodida; Ixodidae. The coding region runs from base 1 to 3639 and encodes 1212 amino acids. The transcript has a single exon.
AUGGCCAUGAACGUCAGCAUUACAAGUGAGUCAUCCGUCUUGACAAGGGGCCAGAACAAGGGACUCCAUCAAAAGCUAAGCGGGUGUACGGGCUUACCCGCCGUGGCCAUUCUCGUCACUCUCCUCGUCGUGUGCACGAUCCUGGUCGUGGGCGUCCUGCUGCACGUCUUCAUGCUCGCCAAAGACAGCAACGUCAGCGCCUUAUCGAUCGUCGUUACCCCCGACGCGGUAAACGACACGACGCGCCACGUCGGUACCAUUCACUCGACCGUGCACAAUAUCUCCACGGUGAGCGAGGAACCAUCCGCCAAACCUGGAAGUGGAGACGCCACGUACCCAGAAAGCAAUUCGAGUGUCGGAACUGUAUCCACGUCCGAAGCCACCCCACUGUCCACAGCUGACGAUGACGCGUCGUCUUCGGGGGCCGAUGCCACCCCAGCGACGCACGAGAGCCUCACGGCGACCGCAGAAAUCACCGCGCCACCUACAACUGCGGAAGACGAAUCAUCGACUAGCAUGGCCCAACCAGUGAGUGAUCGCACCGUGUUUCCGGGACCUGGGAGCGAAAGCAUAGCGACACCUGCGGACAGCACGGAAGCCUCGGUUACCGCUCAAGACCUGACCGACCUCGUCACAUUCACAAAAAUUAUGAACGAGUCUGCGGACAACACGGAGGGCUCAGUUACCCCUGAAGACCAGACCGACCUCGUCACGUUCACGAAAAUCAUGAACGAGUCUGCAGACAACACGGAAAGCUCUGUUACCGCUGAAGACCAUACAGACCUCGUCACGUUCACCGAAAUCAUGAACGAGUCUGCGGACAGCACGGAAAGCUCAGUUACCGCUGAAAAUCAGACUAACCUCGUCACGUUCACCAAAAUCACAGACGAGUCUGCGGACAACACGGAAGGCUCAGUCGCCGCUGAAGACCAGACCGACCUCGUCACGUUCACUAAAAUCAUGAACGAAUCUGCGGACAACACGGAAGGCUCGGUUACCGCUGAAGACCAGACCGACCUCGUCACGUUCACUAAAAUCAUGAACGAAUCUGCGGACAACACGGAAAGCUCUGUUACCGCUGAAGACCAUACAGACCUCGUCACGUUCACCGAAAUCAUGAACGAGUCCGCGGACAGCACGGAAGGCUCAGUUACCGCUGAAAAUCAGACUAACCUCGUCACGUUCACCAAAAUCACAGACGAGUCUGCGGACAACACGGAAGGCUCAGUCGCCGCUGAAGACCAGACCGACCUCGUCACGUUCACUAAAAUCAUGAACGAAUCUGCGGACAACACGGAAGGCUCGGUUACCGCUGAAGACCAGACCGACCUCGUCACGUUCACUAAAAUCAUGAACGAAUCUGCGGACAACACGGAAAGCUCAGUUACCGCUGAAGACCAGACAGACAUCAUCACAUUCAACAAAAUCAUGAACGAGUCUGCGGGCAACAACGAAGGCUCUGUUACCGCUGAAGACCAGACCGACCUCGUCACGUUCACCGAUAUCAUGAACGAGUCUGCGGACAACACGGAAGGCUCAGUCACCGCUGAAGACCAGACCGACCUCGUCACGUUCACUAAAAUCAUGAACGAAUCUGCGGACAACACGGAAAGUUCUGUUACCGCUGAAGACCAGACAGACGUCAUCACGUUCACCAAAAUCAUGAACGAGUCCGCGGGCAACAAAGAAGCCUCAGUUAUCGCUGAAAACCAGACCGACCUCGUCACGUUCACCGAUAUCGUAAACGAGUCCGAGGACAACACGGAAGGCUCGGUUACCGCUGAAGACCAGACCGACCUCGUCACGUUCACCGAUAUCAUGAACGAGUCCGCGGACAACACGGAAGGCUCAGUUACCGCUGAAGACCAGACCGACCUCGUCACGUACACCGAUAUCAUGAACGAGUCCGUGGACAACACGGAAGGCUCAGUUACCGCUAAAGGCCAGACCGACCUCGUCACGUACACCGAUAUCAUGAACGACUCCGCGGACAACACGGAAGGCUCAGUUACCGCUGAAGACCAGACCGACCUCGUCACGUUCACCGAUAUCAUGAACGAGUCCGCGGACAGCACGGAAGGCUCAGUUACCGCUGAAGACCUGACCGAUCUCGUCACGUUCACCGAAAUCAUGAACGAGUCCGCGGACAACACGGAAGGCUCAGUUACCGCUAAAGGCCAGACCGACCUCGUCACGUUCACCGAUAUCAUGAACGAGUCCGCGGACAACACGGAAGGCUCAGUUACCGCUAAAGGCCAGACCGACCUCGUCACGUACACCGAUAUCAUGAACGAGUCCGCGGACAACACGGAAGGCUCAGUUACCGCUAAAGGCCAGACCGACCUCGUCACGUUCACCGAUAUCAUGAACGAGUCCGCGGACAACACGGAAGGCUCAGUUACCGCUAAAGGCCAGACCGACCUCGUCACGUACACCGAUAUCAUGAACGAGUCCGCGGAUAACACGGAAGGCUCAGUUACCGCUAAAGGCCAGACCGACCUCGUCACGUACACCGAUAUCAUGAACGAGUCCGCGGACAACACGGAAGGCUCAGUUACCGCUAAAGGCCAGACCGACCUCGUCACGUUCACCGAUAUCAUGAACGAGUCCGCGGACAACACGGAAGGCUCAGUUACCGCUGAAUACCUGACCGAUCUCGUCACGUUCACCGAAAUCAUGAACGAGUCCGCGGACAACACGGAAGGCUCAGUUACCGCUAAAGGCCAGACCGACCUCGUCACGUUCACCGAUAUCAUGAACGAGUCCGCGGACAACACGGAAGGCUCAGUUAUCGCUAAAGGCCAGACCGACCUCGUCACGUACACCGAUAUCAUGAACGAGUCCGCGUACAACACGGAUGGCUCAGUUACCGCUAAAGGCCAGACCGACCUCGUCACGUACACCGAUAUCAUGAACGAGUCCGCGGACAACACGGAGGGCUCAGUUACCGCUAAAGGCCAGACCGACCUCGUCACGUUCACCGAUAUCAUGAACGAGUCCGCGGACAACACGGAAGGCUCAGUUACCGCUGAAGACCUGACCGAUCUCGUCACGUUCACCGAAAUCAUGAACGAGUCUGCGGUCAACACGGAAGGCUCAGUUACCGCUCAAGACCUGAACGACCUCUUCACGUUCACCAAGGUUAUGAGCGAGUCUGCGGAAAACACGGAAGGCUCAGUUACUGCUGAAGACGUGACCGAUCUCGUCACGUUCACCGAAAUCAUGAACGAGUCCGUGGACAACACGGAAGGCUCAGUUGCCGCUCAAGAUCUGACCGACGUCUUCACGUUCACCAAGGUUAUGAGCGAGUCUGCGGAAAACACGGAAGGCUCAGUUACCGCUGAAGACCUGACCGAUCUCGUCACGUUCACUAAAAUCGUGAAUCAGUCUGCGGACAACACGGAAAGCUCAGUUACCGCUCAAGACCUGACCGACCUCUUCACUUUCACCAAGGUUAUGAGCGAGUCUGCGGACAACGCGGAAGGCUCAGUUAACGCUGAAGACCUGACCGAUCUCGUCACGUUCACCGAAAUCAUGAACGAGUCUGCGGUCAACACGGAAGGCUCAGUUACCGCUCAAGACCUGACCGACCUCGUCACGUUCACUAAGAUCAUGAAUGAGUCUGCGCACAACACGUAA